AUGGAGAUAGCGGAAAGCGGCAAUGUCAUGCAUCACUGUAAUGGAGUCCUCAACAUCAGAGCGAAGCUCAGCAGCAUCGGCGCCAAGAUGGAGGACGAGGACGUAGCGAUCUUCUUGUGCAGCAGUCUCCCCAAGAGCUACGAGAACGUCGUUCUCAACUUGUAG
Messenger RNA from Peronospora matthiolae, 165 nucleotides. Lineage: Eukaryota; Oomycota; Peronosporomycetes; Peronosporales; Peronosporaceae. The record is from the annotation of a GenBank genome assembly.